AUGUCUUUGCUAUGCACAUCCAUCACCGAACAUUUCAGUCAGUUGAAGAUUGGGAACACGUGAGUCCCAUUUUUGCCUUUCUGUUUUUGUUUUACAUUAAAAUGUUCAGAAUUCUCACACUCAACGACAACAGUAUCGUGCGCCCGAAUCCUUCUGAAAGUGAAACUGACGACCAGGAAAACAUUGCUCUUUUGAAAGUGUUCACUGGCAGAUACGGAAACCGCGCAGACGUCGCUUGUCUCAAAGUUUCGUUCGAAAACGAUGAUCUCAAAAAGCGAAAGUUCAAGAUCCGUUUCCGUGUGUCGCCCGAACAGACGGAUGAGUUUUUGAUUGGCGAGAGGUUAAAAAAAUGUUCAAAAAGUGGGUUUUUAAUACGAUUUUUCUUUUAGUUUGGAGAGCGAGAAGGAACUCAUUGCAACAUGCAAAAACAACGAAGUUGUUGGAGUGAAGCUCUUGGAAUUGACUCAAAGAAUUUUCGACCAGCUUAAAAACUCUCGGUUUGAGUCCAUAAAGCUCGGAGACAAUACGCUCCCGAUCAGAGUCAUUGAAAAGCUGAUCUCAGAGCGAUUCGUCAACCACCUACAAUUAUCUUAUGAUUUUCCGUCCGUCGAUGGAGUGGAACUGUCUAAUAUAUUUGAGAAAACGGCAAUCGGCACCGCCUUCUUGAAUCUCACCGUUCAAGGGCUGGAUAUGAAGAAAGUAAGAACUUCAACGGGCAAAAAUCAAAAAUUUAUCACUUUGUUUCAGAUUUCUUCGAAGACGGAAAGACUUCGCAUCUCCACAGGCAAAUUCGAGAGGGAGCAACUUUUGAGCUCAGACGUCGAAGUUCUCGCAGUCUACGGCUUCAACCAACUUUGCAGUGAAGACGUCAAUGCCUUUUUGCGAAAUUGGCUGAACGGAGGCACCCCGCGCGCCAAACAUUUCAUUAUCAUCGAUGCUCUGCGCAAGUUCCGACCGGAAAAGGUUCUCGAAGGCUUGCCAUUCCACUUUUGGGACAAAGAUCAAAGAGAAAAUGUGUUUUUGUAAGUUGUUUGCUUGGGUUUUGGCAAUUAGAUGAAUUCAAGUAAUUUUCAGGUCCCAUCAGGAGUUUUCGGACGACCCUUUUUCGUGCAACUUCCUGAACCUGGUCAACUCCUUCGAUUUGACCAGGUUCGACGGAGUUGUUGGCUCAUUAAAAUUUGAGAUGGACACUGGGACACUUCCGAAGCUUCACUUUUGCGUGUGGCAUUUACCGUUCCCGUCAACGGUGCUACUUACAAAUUCCCUAAAAUUCGCAGAAGUUGCAACUAGAAUGCGAUCACUUAUUGGCAAUGAACGAGUCGCAGAGAUGAAAAUGAUAUAUGCAAGAAACGGUUUUUCGGCUGCGAAUGUCCGACGACACCAACCGAGUGUGUACGAAGGAAUGAGUGCGAGAGAGCGGAAAAUGCUUACAAUCUGGGAUCAGUUGGAAAAGAUGCAUGACUCCUUCAAUCUAUACUUAGAAGCAUUAAAUUAAACAAUAAUCCUAUAAUCAACAUCCUUUUCCAUGUUCACUUCUAUUACCCCUCCCUUCCACCAAUCCUUUCGAGUACAAAAACGUUACUGAAGUUAGACAAGACAAAAGAAUUUUUUCCGUUGAUUAUGUUUUUAUGCACCCAGAAGUUUUUCCUCAAAAAAAAAUGAAUGAUAUUCAUUGAAUCAGAACAACUUUUUUUUUAUUUCGGAGUCAACAACAAAGUGCCAAAAAAAGACGAUAUUCAUCCAGUACAUCAACAGCUAGCUGCCGCUCUUCCGCUCACAUUAUUAUGUCAAUUCAAUUUGCGAAUAUGCUCAUGAUAUUCGAGAGAUGAGUUUUUCUCACUUAUCGAUUGUUGUUCUUGAGAUUCUGAAAACUUAUCUUCCAAGCAACGCGUUUCAGCUCUAAUCUGCCAUUCCAAUAUUCCAGAAAGUUGUUUCCAUCAAAUUGUCUAUUUUUCCAUCCUUACCCCCCUCUCAUCACAUUCCGUUGUUGUUGCCGGGAGAUGUGCGUGAAAGGAAGAAGAGUUCUUCCCAGUUCCUCGCAUUUCGGAAAGAAUUGCAAAGAGAUAGCGUGUCUGCAUUGCUUAAUAGACUCCCCGGAAACAGGCCUACGACACUCCCCCCUAUGCCUUUCCCAGACACAACAAAUACUCGUUUUCCUUCUGGUUUUGUGUACAAAUUAUAUUAUCUAUCCAAAACUUCAGGACAAAAUGCACAUCACAACUCAAAAUCCUGACUUGUGCGUUGAACCUUUUAUCGAACCGUCUCAAUGGUUUUUCACUCUUGUCGAAAUCAUUUUGGCAGUUGGAGGUCUUGUCAUGAACACUGUUAUAACUGUCAUUUCUCACAAAGCUAUACCCAUGCCGCACACACAACGGAGGUUAUUGGUGAGAAUUCGAAUAUCGAUUGUGAAAAGAUGAAAUAUGCGAUUUCAGGCGUCGAUAUCUAUAAACUUUGCGAUAUUGUCCGGUUUUCAACUUGCAAGAAACUUUUUUCUAUUUCUGGUCAUGCAGCAGCCGUGUUUGAGUCAAGUUACUACAGUGUCCUGUAAACUUCAAGAGUUUCCGCUGAUUUUUUGCUAUAUCCACUGUGCCGCCACAGUAUUCUUGUUGGGAUUUCAAUGCAACUUUUUGAAACUGUAAGUUUUUAGUUAAAAUGACAGUCUCAUCUUAAGACACAGUAUCUAUAGAAAACCAGUGGACAAAAAGCCAAUGACAUGGUACUUGUCUUGUUCGGUUUGGCAGAGUACUGUAGCAGCGGCGUGUGUUGCUAUCACUCUCUUGUUCACCGCAUUUGACGAAGAUUUGAUAAAUGAACACAUGAACAAGUGCUCGAUUCUCCUGGCAGUUUCCCAAUCUAUCCUUACAUUCUCUCUUCUCACAAUUCUUAUCUUCCUCCACGCAUCCGGCCUAAUAUUGAUCAUGAUUGCGUCGAAAUUGCAAGACAACAAGUGAGUUUUACAUCUGCAACUUUCUAAAAGUCUUGUGUUUCUGCAGAAAAAGUUGGAUAGCGUUCACAAUUUUCUCGUUGAAAGAGAUAAUCCAAUACGAGACGCUGGGAUGGCAGAUUUCAUUGUUCGUCUCCGGAUGUGUUGUGCUCUAUCGACAUGUGCUCCGAGAGUCAUGUGACGAGGUUCGGGGGGAAAAAGUUGUUUUUUGAGUGCAAAUUAUUUUACUCAAUUUUCAGUGUUCCGUGUUAAUUCUGGAGAUUUCGUUCUUGAUCAUUCCGCUGUUAAUCUCAUUUAUUCAUCCAUUGUAUCUUAUUUGGUAGGAAAAAAGAAACAGUUUUUAAGUACAGUUCAAACUUUUCUGUUCAGGUACGUGCUUCCGAUCCGUGACGCAGCCACCAGAUCAUUUCCGUGCAUGCUGUCAGCUCUACCGGAAUACUCGCUAGUCCCUCCUCAAGUCCCAUCGGCAAGCACGUCAGCAAGUAAGUAAGGUCCAAGUAGAAAAUGCUCGAAUUUCAAAUAGUGUUUUUUCAAGUUUCCAGCCCGUAAACGACAUUUUUUCAGCGUUUCCUCUUCAAAGUCCCCGUACAGACACCACGACGAGCAGCGAUAAUAAUACACUGUCUCUGGAAGAUCGAAGCAACAAAAAAAGGCCAUUGAUAUCUCCAAAAGUGGUGAUAGAGGAGGAAGAUGCAGCCGAAUGGACUGAUAAUUCUGUGUAA
Messenger RNA from Caenorhabditis sp. 36 PRJEB53466, 3666 nucleotides. The record is from the annotation of a GenBank genome assembly. NCBI's taxonomy places the organism in Eukaryota, Metazoa, Nematoda, Chromadorea, Rhabditida, Rhabditidae.